Molecule: messenger RNA, 1446 nt
Organism: Jaminaea rosea
Lineage: Eukaryota; Fungi; Basidiomycota; Exobasidiomycetes; Microstromatales
Exons: 2
Coding region: 26-994 (322 amino acids)
Source: RefSeq, a predicted model, not a curated record
GUCACCACCCGUCGACGCCCUCAAGAUGCCGCACAAGAGAGCAAAGAGAUCCGUCAGGGCUUCAAAUCAGCUGCUGCACGGCCAGGAUAAUGCUCCCACCUCCUUAUCCCACUCCAAAGACCCGCACUUCGCAUCCAUGCCAAAAGGCGCCAUGAGGAUCCUCGACGCUGCCCGUGUUCAAGCAGAGUAUCGGGCACGAAAACGCAAAGAGCAAGAGGCGCAGCAGAAGCGACAACGCGGUGAGGCGGUAGACGAUGAGGAGAAUGAGGCCGGACCAUCAAUGUCCAAGCCGGCUGCCUCCUCGAAGCUAAAGAUCCGCCCGGGCGAGAAGCUAGGCGAUUAUAAUCGCCGCGUAGAGCAGGCCAUGGCCUCCCAAGUAGCUUCCACGGCCCGCUCUGAGGCUCGCAAGCGAAAGAAGCAGAAGCGCGCUGAACGUGCGGCGGCCGCUGCUGGCGUGAGUGACGACGAGGAUGACGAGGAAGCCCAAUGGCGUCGCCAUGCCAAGGGAAAGGACGAAGCUGAACGUCGCGCGAAGGCUGAGCCGUCCAAGGAAGAUCUGAAGCGUGCGAGGCAGGAUAUGUCCGGAGGCAAGGAGGUCGAUUUCGCGAAAGCCUCUCAAGUCCGCCGGAUCAACGAUGUGGCGCAGGCUCCUCCUUCUUUCUCAAAGCUGCCACGCGGCCAGGGGGCUGAAGCGAUCAGGAGGAAGGAGGCACUAGCUGCUGCUCUGCGUGGCGAGGAGGCUCCUCAACCGCGAGCGAGCAGUAAGAAGGUGACCAAAGGGCAGAUGCCUGAGCCAGUUGCGCCGCGCAACAAGAAGGCGAAGUCCUCUACGCAGGAGGCUGGUGCAGGUAAGGCAGCGGCGAUGGGUGGGCUGCGCAGGGAGAAGGAGCUCGAGGAGGAGAGGCAAAGAGCUAUCAAGCUCUAUAGGGAGAGGAAGGGGAUACAGAAUGAGCAGGUGGAGAGGAGAAGGAGCAACAAGCACGCGAUGGGUUGAGGGAGUUGACGAGCUGCAACGACACGACAUUUUGAUACCCCACGGACAUGCACUCAGCAGGGUGCAAUCAAUCCUCGUCACCAACAGCCCGGUGAAGAAGCGGUGAGCACGACUGACAGUCUGACCUCUUCCACAGUCCUUGCCAUCCUCUCCCCCCUCUCCCCUCCCCUCUUACCCACCACUCAACUCUGCACACGCUCCAACCUUAUCACACUCCUCGCUUACACCAUGCGAUCAGUGACAUUAUUACAAGGAGCGAAGAUUAGAAUCCAUGACUCCUUUCGCUAUCCGGCUCAGGGGAAGCCCAAUGAUGCCCGCAUAGAUAGUAGGAGAUGCAGACAUUCCCGCAUGAGCGUACGAGGGACGUUGGUCUAUUGAGUAGAUGAGUGCCGCGCACGUAGGUGCGGUUACGAGGUGGAGGAGAAGAGCUUCUCGCUGAGGGCUUGUUUGAA